UGGGAAUUGUGCCAACAAUUAUCCGAAAAUAACCAAAUGGUGAGAGAUACUGGUAUUUACCCAGACGGAUUGAUUAGGUGGUCCGCAAUGGGACAUGAUACAAUUGGUCGGCUCCUUGGUUCAAUUUUUAACUUGGGCUUAACAGCAAUAGUAGAGAAAGAAGAUGAAAGAGGC
Messenger RNA from Racocetra persica, 174 nucleotides. The record is from the annotation of a GenBank genome assembly. NCBI's taxonomy places the organism in Eukaryota, Fungi, Glomeromycota, Glomeromycetes, Diversisporales, Gigasporaceae.